AUAAACGACCCUGGCGGACUGUUCUCGCGAUCGCUCCACCAUCGCUCAGUGAUUCACAGUGUUUUCGGGCCAACCCCACAGCAGUAAUAAGUCAAGUAAAAAUGGCUUUCCGCGUUCUAACCCGUUCCACCGUCGGCAAUCAGCAGCAGCAACAGCUUAAAUUGCUGUCUGACCUGUUGAUCCGAUCGUUCAGCAGUGGCCCGAAGAACGUUGGUUUCAUUGGGCUCGGUAAUAUGGGCGGUCCGAUGGCGAGCAACCUGAUGGCCAAGGGACACAAAUUGCACGUGUUCGAUAUUUCCGCCGAUGCCAAGAGCGCCAUGAAGGCAAAAGGUGCCACGCCGUACGAUAAUGUAGCAGACUUGGCAAAGGCAUCCGAUUUUGUGGUAACGAUGCUGCCGAACAACGAUAUCGUGGCCAACACAUACGACAGCAUUAUCGGUGCCGGUGGUGUGAAAAGCAGUACUGUUUUCAUCGAUUCCAGCACAAUCGAUCCGAAUGUGGCCAAGGCAGUCCAGAAAAAGGUAAAGGCAGCCGGUGCCACGUUUGUCGAUGCGCCGGUAUCGGGUGGCGUUCCUGGAGCCCAGAACGCCACGCUUACCUUCAUGGUCGGCGGAAGCACGGAGGAAUACAACGCGGUGAAGGAUCUGCUCGAGGGUAUGGGCAAGAAGAUAACGCACUGCGGCGGCUACGGUAUGGGCCAGGCGGCCAAGGUCUGCAACAACAUGAUGCUGGGCAUUUCGAUGUGCGGCCUGGCCGAGUGCAUGAACCUCGCGAUUCGUCUCGGUCUCGAUGCGAAAGUGUUUGCCGAUAUCAUUAAUGCCUCAACCGGUCGUAGCUGGGCCUCGGAGGUGAACAAUCCCGUGCCCGGUAUCGUACCGACUGCUCCGGCCGGCAAAUCGUACGCUGGUGGUUUCGCUACCGGUCUGAUCACUAAGGAUUUGGGCAUUGCGUCGGCCGUGGCCACUACGUCCAACACACCGAUUCCACUUGGUGCGCUUACUCACCAGAUCUACCGCCAGUUGAUGGCCAAGGGCCUUGCCGAUAAGGACUUUUCCGUCGUGUAUGACUUCCUCAAGAACAACGAGGGCAAGUGAGAGGCUCAGAACCGGGCUGCCAUCAGGAGUGUGACAUAGAGACCUCUUUAAGACGUCUUCCAGAGAGUGCAUUUAUAACAUCGUAAAAUAAACCAGAAACUGCGUUCAGUUUUUUUCCUAAUAA
Molecule: messenger RNA, 1218 nt
Organism: Anopheles cruzii
Lineage: Eukaryota; Metazoa; Arthropoda; Insecta; Diptera; Culicidae
Product: probable 3-hydroxyisobutyrate dehydrogenase, mitochondrial
Exons: 3
Coding region: 102-1094 (330 amino acids)
Biological process (GO): L-valine catabolic process
Cellular component (GO): mitochondrion
Molecular function (GO): 3-hydroxyisobutyrate dehydrogenase activity; NAD binding; NADP binding
Source: RefSeq, a predicted model, not a curated record